Molecule: messenger RNA, 3777 nt
Organism: Leptomonas pyrrhocoris
Lineage: Eukaryota; Euglenozoa; Kinetoplastea; Trypanosomatida; Trypanosomatidae
Product: putative GP46-like surface antigen
Exons: 1
Coding region: 253-3777 (1174 amino acids)
Cellular component (GO): plasma membrane
Molecular function (GO): protein binding
Source: RefSeq, a predicted model, not a curated record
AGCUUGAAGGCCUUCUCUUUCACUACGCCUCUCUUCAUAAUCUCUUUUCGCUAAACACACACUUUCUCUUUUCUGUUUAAUUUUAAUACAUCAGCUGUUUCAGCAGCAUUCGUCACUGCGGCACACUCCACAAGCGCAAGCCCCACGUGCGACGACCGACUUUCUCGUUUCUGUCAAGCUGUACGAAGCUUUUCACGGCGACCCCUUCCUUCCUCUUCCGUACCUCCUCCCUCACCUCUCUGACUGCGACCCAUGGCGUGUCUCAGCUACCCGCUGCGUCGCAUGAUGGUGGCCGGUGCGCUGCUGGUGCUGUGCGUGAACGCCCUCUUUGUCUCCGCGACCUCCACCUCCGACUACACCGCGGAUCAGCAGAAGAACACGUUGGCGUUCCUGAAGGGCUUUGCAGUAGCGGGCUCAACUCUGGAGACCAGCUGGACGGGCACGGACUUCUGCACGUGGCCGUACGUGAGAUGCUACGAUGAUUCGGGCACGCUGACCUUCAUGGACUACAUUGCGCCGGCGUUCACGGGAUCGCUGGUGCUGCCUGAGCUGGGUGCGGACGUGAACGGCUCCGAAGUGAUCUUCACUGGCAUUGACUUGAGUGGGUUUGGGCAACAGGUUACGGGCUCCCUGCCUGCGAGCUGGGGCCGCCUGACGACGCUGACAAGUCUGGACUUGAGCGGCAACGCCUUGAACGGGUCACUGCCUGCGGACUGGGGCGGGAUGGCUGCGCUGGAGUCACUGUACCUGAACAGCAACCGCCUUGAGGGCAGCCUUCCCGGCCAGUGGAGGUUCUUGUCGGAGCUGAUGACGUUGCGGCUAGACAAGAACACGCUGUCCGGCACGCUGCCUGCUGCGUGGUUCCGCUUGACUUCACUGAGUACUCUGUACCUAAACGACAACAUCCUUACGGGACCGCUGCCUGCGGCGUGGGUGGCGUUGACGGCGCUGUGGUCUCUGGAUCUGUCCAAUAACCAGCUAACGGGCUCGAUCCCUGAGCGGUGGGGCGAGCUGCGAGUGUAUACAUUGGUGCUGAGCAACAACGAGCUGUGCGGAUGCAUUCCUACCAAGCUGAAGAACAGUUAUUAUCUCCCCACUGUGGAUCCUGAUGUGUCCGCUGACAACUGUACCACUGCAAACCCGUGCGAGCCGCACAGUGCUGACUCGGCCUCCGCGCCGGACGACUCCGAGGCGAGCGCGUUGCUGACGGCGAACGAGCAGAACACGCUGAAGUUCCUGCGGCUGGUGCGGGCUGCUGUGGGCGGGGAGCUGCAGAGCCUCUGGAGUGGCGUGUGGUACUGCGGCUGGUGGAACGUGAAGUGCGGGUCUGACGGGUUGGUGUCUGUCGCGCUGAGCGACGUCACGUUCUCCGGCCCGGCGCAGCUGCCGGAGCUGACGACGCACAUCGACGGCAGCCUUGUGGACGUGACGAGUUUCGAGCUGUACGACAAGGGUGCGCGCGUGACGGGCGCGCUGCCUGCGAGCUGGGGCCGCUUGACGACGCUGAGGGAGCUGGUACUCAACGGCAACGCACUGACAGGGUCACUGCCUGCGAACUGGAGCACCAUGACGAAGCUUUACACUCUCAACCUGGCCGCGAAUGUCCUCUCGGGCACGCUGCCCGUCGAAUGGGCCUCGAUGCCGACCUUGACCGAGUUGCGGCUGAACAACAACCAGCUGGCUGGCGCGAUCCCUGAAGGAUGGAGCAACAUGAAGUCACUGCAGGACAUCUACCUGUCGGACAACGACUUCUGCGGGUGCGUGCCGAGCGCCUGGAAGGGGGGAUAUCGUCCGUACGUCCGAGCCGAUGACGCGGUGACAUCAACGAAGUGCCGCACCGCAAACAGGUGUGUCGACGGCAGCGGCAGCUCUGACAGCAUGGCGGGGAUGACGGAGGAGGAGAAGAGCACGCUGAAGUUCCUGCGUGGCUUUGCGGCCAAAAACCCGUUUCUUGCGAGCAGGUGGACCGGCAUCUACUAUUGUGAAUGGCCGUACGUGCAGUGCACCUCUUACUCGAACGUGCUUAACUUCAACGCCUACAGCGCGCCGGCGUUUACCGGAGCGCUGGUCCUGCCUGAGCUGGGUGCGGACGUGAACGGCUCCGCCGUGAUCUUCGAUGAGAUUGACGUGAGUGGGUUUGGCCAACAGGUUACGGGCUCCCUGCCCGCGAGCUGGGGCCGCCUGACCCACCUGACGAAGCUGGACGUGAAAGGCAACGCACUUACGGGACCGCUGCCUGCGGACUGGAGCGGGAUGUCUGCGCUGCAGACGCUUCACAUGGAGGACAAUCGUAUUGAAGGGGUUCUUCCCGCGGACUGGGCCAACAUGACGAUGCUGAAGUACUUGUACCUUCAGAACAACUCGCUGACAGGCUCGCUGCCUGGUGCUUGGAGCGGGUUGGCUGCGCUGCAGGAACUGUACCUGAGCAGCAACCGCCUUGAUGGCAGCCUUCCCGGCCAAUGGAGGUUCUUGUCUAAGCUUCGCGAGCUUCGGCUUUCGAGCAAUGCGUUGACCGGCACACUACCGGCAGAGUGGAAGGCAAUGACCAGCUUAAAUGCACUCAACCUUUCGAGCAACGCCCUCUCUGGCUCGCUGCCUGCGGCGUGGGCCUCCCUGCAGUUCCUGCGGUCUCUAUACCUCGCAGCAAAUCAAUUUACAGGUUCGAUCCCUCGAGAAUGGGCAGCCCAGUGGACGUACUUCACUGCUGAUCUGAGCAGGAACCAUCUGUGCGGAUGCCUCCCUGAUGGCUGGUCGAAGCAGACUUUCCUCAUCGACAUUACCGUGGAUGCCGCGGUGUCUGCGUCCAACUGCAGCGAUAAGAACGCGUGCGACGUGCACAACACCACGACCACGACCACGACCACGACCACGACCACAACCACGACCACGACCACGCCGCCGCCGCCGACGACGACCACCACCGCUGCGCCGACGCAGGAGCAGCGAAACACCUUGAAGUUCCUGCAGGCGUUCUCGACGAUGGACCCGAGUCUGGCGAUGCGGUGGACCGGGAGCAGCUACUGCGACUGGGCGUACGUGAGGUGCUCUGCGGACGGUGCGGUGCAGCUGGACCUGUCACCGCUGCCGCUGGCGACGGCUGUGUCACGGACGAAGGCCGCCGCGUUGAUGAAGACUGUAACGUCGACGGCGGCCGUGUCACUGCCUGAGCUCGCGGCGGACGUGGACGGGCAGCAGGUUGCGGUGACGGAGUUGAGCGUGUACGGUAAGGGCUCGCGGGUCGCGGGGACGCUUCCAGCGAGCUGGGGCCGCCUGGCGCGUCUGCAGACGGUGCGCGUGCAGAGCAACGCCAUCACCGGCACGCUGCCGUCUGCCUGGAGCGAGAUGACGUCGCUGCGCAGCCUGAACGUGAGCGGCAACGCGCUGUCCGGUGGCGUGCCUGAUAGUUGGGGCGGCAUGACGAAGCUGGUGAGCGUCGACCUGAAGGGGACGGGCCUGUGCGGGUGCCUGCCCGCGGGGUGGAAGUCGAAGACGGUGGCUGCGGAUGCCGCGUUGACUGCGCGGGACUGCGCGAGCGCGAAUGCGUGCCCCGCGGUGUCGAGCACAUCAGCCCCGCCGAAGAAGAAGUCUGGACGGAACCUGAUCCCACUGUGGUGCGUGCUGGGUGCUGUGGGUGGGCUCCUGGUGGGAGUCGCGGUGGGCUUUGGCGUGCGCUUCUACCGCCGGCGUCAGCUCAAGGAGGCGGAGGUGAGGCGGUUCCAGGACUCUGAGGAGAAGGAGAUGGAGCCUUUUGCGACGACGCCUGACUCGCCGUAUUAA